AUGGUUGCCUUCACAUCAGUAUUUCUUUGCGUUGUAUUUCCCUUUGUUCUGAGUGUUGAACUCAAGAAGUGUAUGUACAUUCCAUACUCCACAGAGAAAAAGCAAAUAACAAUAGAGAAAGCGUUGUUCCAUGAAAAGAAGUGUUACACACAAGGCAUCUUUUUACAAGACGAUAUUCUUUAUGAGUCGUGUGGGCAAUAUAAUAACUCUGCGUUUUCGAAAUACAAAUAUCCAGAGAUGGAACUCCUCUCUUCGAAGCGUAUAGAAGACAAAUAUUUCAGUGAAGGCAUAGCAGCAACAAAUGGCACUGUUGUCAUGUUGACGUGGCGAGAACACGAGAUCUUUCUCUUCAACCACAAGACUCUUGAGAUCGAGCGGAAGAUGACCUAUCCAUAUCAUGGGUGGGGUGCAACAUCCAUCAAUUCCUCUGCACUUUAUGUGACAGAUGGUACUAACAAGAUUCGUCGUAUUGCAGUCACUCCGAGUGGUGUUGCACUUAUUUCCGAAUUUUUCGUUCGUCGUGGCAAUAACUAUGUGUCACAGUUGAAUGACUUGUCAUACUUUGACAAGCACUUUUACAUCAAUGUGUAUUAUGAAGACAAAAUAGUCGUAGUCGAUCCAACAACAGGUACCGUCGAUGGUGAGAUCUGGUGUAAUGUAAAGCGAACUGGCAACGAAGAAGUUAUGAAUGGCAUUGCAACGAUCUCUCAAAACCAAAUUCUUGUGACGGGGAAGUAUUGGGACAAGAUGUUUCUUUUAAGAAUUGAGUGA
This is a messenger RNA of Entamoeba invadens IP1, 771 nucleotides long. RefSeq lists its product as hypothetical. Gene Ontology annotation, molecular function: glutaminyl-peptide cyclotransferase activity. Bases 1 to 771 code for a protein of 256 amino acids. The transcript has a single exon. The record is from RefSeq and is a predicted model, not a curated record. Lineage: Eukaryota; Evosea; Mastigamoebida; Endamoebidae.